AUGGGUCGUCGAAAAAAGGCGAAACCAAACCCUCCGACCGAGCCGGCGGAUGGUAGUGUUGUCACCGAGUCCUCAACGUCCACAUCCGAUAUGCCGCCGAAAUCGUCCUCGAGUCUAGCAGCCUCUAUAUGGCGUUCAAAAGCCGUUCCAACGCCGACCGCUUCGAACCCACCUUCGUCGACGACGACCUCGACACCUGAUAAUGCUCUAUCAACAUCCCAGCCCAAUGCGACCGCAAAUACAACUCCUAUUUCGAGCAAGCGAGGGCUGAAAGAGACUCGCAGCCCCAGAAAUCUCGGAGUUGAAAGAAGCACGGAUAGUGUCAGUCUCGAUGGUGCAGCUUCGUCUUCGUCUCUCCCAAACAUGUCACCCUCCGAGAACCUUGAUGAUAGGGGAUCCACAGGCGGUGAGGUACCAAAGCCGGGGCCGGCAGUGGACGAUAACGCUGCCAAGACCGACCAAGUCGCUGUUGGUACCACUGGCAGCAAUGAAGCCGAGGAUCGCCCAUCACCAGACACCCAACAACAACAACAACAACAACAACAACAACCGGCAUCAGACACAAAUGGUAUACACCAGCCUGCGGAUUCACAGUCUACUACCACCGAACCACAGUCGGGAGAAACAGCUUCCUCCAGCUGGCUAGGGUGGCUAGGCCAAUCUGCGUACUAUUAUUAUCCAGUGUUAACUGCCUCCGUCCCGGUUCUGCCAAAGCUUAGCGAACCCAGGCCCAACGGGGGCGAACCUGAAGUACCUGAACCCCCCAAAUCAACCGAGGAAUCCUCAAACAAUAUGCCAUCAGACGGAGAUCCGCCAAAGGCCCCGGACGCUCAGGAGCCUACGUUACAGACUGCACCCCAAGAAAAGCCGACUUAUAGCUAUGGGAGUUAUCUGUUUGGGUUUUGGCCAGGGAGUGGCACGACAGAAACAAAACAGACGGAUUCAGCAUUGUCAACGGGGGAGCCACAGGAGGGAGCAACAAGCCCGCCAUCAAAGGAUUCCGAGGACGUCGAGAUGGAGGAUGCGCCUGCAGUAGAGGCAGCUAAGCCGGCCCCAGCACAACAACCAAAAUCAGGUUCUACCUGGGCGUUCUGGUACCGUGAUUCAGGGUCGAAUUCCCACAUGAAAGAUGGACAGAAAGAGGAAACUGGCCAGCUGGCUGUGGUGGGGGAAAGCUCAGAGUCCCACCCAAAGAACGCCAAUGUGACCGAGCCCGAGACAGAGCCAUCCAAGGAGCCAUCACUGAAGUCGGUAAAGAAAGAUGACCAACCGAGGGCGGCUACACCUCCAUUGAAGGAAAAUUCGUCGAAUAAAGGGAAACGGGCAAGACCGCAAUCCAUGGUCGACGAACCCAUUUCUCGCCCCGAUACACCCAAGGUUGAGCCCAUAGCGAAAGCUGAAGGAACACCCAAAGCUGGAACUUCCAAGAGUUCGAGUUCGCUCAAACUGCCGCCUCCUAACCUUGUCCUCCCAUCAUUCAAGAAUGUGUAUCGCAUGAAAGAGAACCCUUCUAUUGUCCGACAGAUAAAAAACUACCUGCUAUGGACGCAACAACCAGCGCCCAAGCAUGUUAACAUUGCCAGGGAGCCACCGAAGAUCAAAAAGGCUAUCGCGUUUGGAGUACACGGGUUGAUCCCCACAUACUAUCUGCGUCCGAUAACGGGACAACCAACGGGCACAUCGAUUAAAUUCGCAAAUCAUGGCGCUGAAGCGAUUAGAAGAUGGGCCGAGAGUCACGGUUGCGGGGACUGUGAGAUUGACAAGGUUGCUCUUGAGGGCGAGGGCAAGAUUGACGAGCGUGUGGAAAACCUCUGGAAGCUGCUGUUGAACUGGAUUGACAAGAUCCGUCAGGCGGACGUUGUGAUCAUGGCAUGCCAUUCUCAGGGUGUUCCUGUUAGCAUCAUGCUGUUGGCGAAACUCUACGAGCUGGGUGUCAUCUCUCCAACAGCCAAGGUCGGUGUUUGCGCUAUGGCGGGUGUCUCUCUCGGCCCAUUCCCGGAUUACAAAACUGGGCUAGGUAUCUUGAUGGGAUCUGCAGCUGAACUGUGGGAAUUCGGAGAUCCACAAAGCGAGGUAUCCAAAAAGCUCGAAGCGGCUGUUAAAGCAGUAUUGAACUACGGGGCUCGAAUCACUUAUAUCGGCAGCAUCGACGACCAGCUUGUCCCUCUGGAAUCCGCCAUAUACGCUCCUGCCCAUCACCCGUACAUCUACCGGGCCGUAUUCAUCGAUGGCCGGAUCCAUGCCCCUGACUUCAUUGCCCACCUAGUCGGCUUCGCACUGAAACUCCGAAACCUCGGCGUCACAGACCACGGCCUUAUCCGUGAACUUUCCGUCCCUCUUGCUGGCAGCUUGUACACAGGCGAUGGCCAUUCUCGUCUUUACGACGAUGAGCAAGUCUACGACCUAGCAAUCUCCCACGCCCUAGAAACAACCGACGUCAGCCCUUCCCCCACCCGUCCCAACAGCAAAUCCUCCAUUCCCUGCGACAUGGCCACCCGCCAACCUGGUACCCUCUCCAACCCGAACCCGUACCAUCUACCCUGGAUCAUGCGCGGCCUGCUAGAAGAGGAUUUUGUCAAGUCGGAGCUCUCGAAUGAGGUGGAAGACUUACUCAAGCAGUUUGACGAUUGGAAGCCGACGACCAAGGCGCUGAAAGAUGUCAAGUAUCGGUUGGAGGCCGUUAGGUCGAAGCUUUGAGGUUAGGUGAUUCGGCGAGCAUCGGAUGAAAUGAGGACGACAUGUGGUCUCGGCAGUUGGAGAAUGGGCGUGGGAUAUUUUGUUCGGCAUCGGUUAGGGGUGAUUGCUUACAUAGAUGAGAGGUGUUUGGGUAUUUGGUAUUGUGCCUUUUGGGACGAUGGGAGUUGAUAUACAAGGAUGGAGAACAGCACAUUUACGUGUCCUCGGUUGUACACGCAUUUCAACAAGGAGUUAAGAGGGUAGCGUUGCUUCUGGAGUAGGAUGAUGUUUGGGAUAUUUUAUGGUUACCUUCCACUUGAUUUGUACUUGCACUUUGGUGGUUGUGAUUAAAUCCGGAUUGUAAUAUAGAUAACGAUACAUUCGAGA
Messenger RNA from Neurospora hispaniola, 3063 nucleotides. RefSeq lists its product as uncharacterized. Bases 1 to 2697 code for a protein of 898 amino acids. The record is from RefSeq and is a predicted model, not a curated record. The transcript has 5 exons. NCBI's taxonomy places the organism in Eukaryota, Fungi, Ascomycota, Sordariomycetes, Sordariales, Sordariaceae.